AUGGUCUAUAAUCGAGAGGUUCUUACGACCGACAUUGGAAACAGCAUAUCCACUCUCACAGAACAGCCAAGAAGCGAACCUCCAGUCCUUGACCUCAGCCCUGCACAGCUUCAACCUCUCGAUAUCCCACCAAGGCCAGAGUCGCCUUCAGAAAAUCGGGAAUGGAGCAGCCAAUUUCAAACAAAUUUUGAUGCAUAUGCUGCAAAUAUACUGGCGCAUUAUAAAGCUAUCGUAGCCCAUGCAAAGAUCUGUGAUCGGAUAAUGGAAGAGCUAAGAGUCCAAGCAUUGGCAGUUCAAGUUGCCCUCACAAAUUUAGAUGCUCACAGCCGGUCUGUGCUGGAGACAUUCGAAAAAUUCAAUGCAUUUGCCACAAAGGAAUUCGCCAAACAGGCUCGACUAUUGCAAUCAUUUCCGCGUGAUAUCGAUGUUCUACGACAAAUUAAAGUACACCCCGCACUGCUGCCAGCAGAUUCGCCUGAGCGGUAUAUCUCGGACUUCAUACCAACGGAAAAGCUCGUACAAUGGGCAGAACGCUGCCGAGAGAUCCAUGAAGGCUUGCUGCGUGACGGGAAAGAUCUCUCUCGAUCUAUCAAGGAGGUUCAAGAAGGCACAAUAGCUAUUAGAAGCAACAGCGGCAUCAACCUGGACCAACUGGAAGAUGCUAUGGCUGAUAUUCUACAGACACUUGAGCACCAGAGUCAAAUCAGAGAAUGGGUUGUACGAGACCAAAGUAGAGUCAAGGAAAAGCUGAUAGAGAUUUCUCGUCCCUCCGGAUUCCCAGCAUCCGCCUCAACUCUCGAGGCACUGGUACAGCUAGCUAAUGUCUAUGUUAAGGAUUAUAUGGGCUCCUCCAAAAAAGCCGACAAUAUGCUUCGGGAUAAGCUCACUAUUUUCAUAGCUGCAAAGCGCUCACAGACAGCCAACCUCAUUACACAACUUAUGCACAUUUCUAGACUCCAAUCUACAAUCGCUAAUAUACCUCCCAGCCUCAGUAACUUGGAUGAGUCUCUUCGGAAAAGAGACGCAGAUUUCAGCCAGCUUGUAUAUGUUCAGCGUAUCCCUAUCGCAUAUGGCGCCUUGUUGGUGGAAGUUGUGCGUAGACGUGAGUACUCAAAGCUCCUGCUCCAAAAAUCUCAACAGUUGGCUGAAGUUAUGUCGCGCUUUCGGCAGCUGGAGCAACGCAGGCGAGAUUCAUUUAGGUCAGAUAUUGCCAAAUUUGUGCCCGUAGUGGUGCCAGGGCUGGAUGACGUCCCAUCAUUUUGCGAAAUCAAUGCUCUCAACACACGGGACCGUCUUCCAUCUUUCACACGAGAACAUAUUGCGGAGUUUGAACGGCUUGUGAACCAAUUAAGCAUUGGUCUGGGAGGUCCCGAUGACAGCCGUAUGCAAGGUCAAGGCGUAGAGCAAUCGAAUGUCGGCAUUAGUUCGAUAAGUAGUGGUCAGGAUCCUAAUCAAGAUGCAUUUUCCCGACUUCGUACUACCCUCACAAAGAUGACAGCACAGGUGGAAGCCAUGGGCAGUGAAUUUGACAAGAUUUUGGAAAAAAGUUUUAUGACGGACCGCAUCAUGCGUUUAGAGGAAGAAAAUGCGCGACUUCGUGCAGAAAUGUCACGGAUCGAUGUCCAACAGCGCUCAGGCACCCCACAACUGGCACAACAGCCGUUCUCUCGUCAAAACACGCCGGUUGGAGGGGUUGGAGGCUCUAUCGGACAAGCAUCCACAGCUAUAUCAGGAACUACUAUUCCUAAUAACCCAUCGUCUUCUCCAAAACUGGCUCGCAAGCCUUCUAGAGGAAGCAGCUCCACACCCAUCGCUCAUCGCGGAGAGUCGGAUGAGCAGCAACAGGCAUUGCAGCAGCAACUUCAGCAGAAUCAACGCCUUAUAAAGGAAAAUACAGAGUUGUCUACAAAAAUCAAGGCCUAUGAAACUAGGAUCCGCUCACUAGAAGAAAAGCUCUAUCAACACUUUCAUGCCAGCUCUAGCGUGGAACUACCGCCAUCACCGAAGGGCUCGGCCAGCCAACCAGGCCAAUCAACAGACCCCGACCAUCCUUGGAAGGCGUCUGAAAACCUGCAUGAUACUCAUGACCAGCUUCAGCCUAACGAAGAAGGACGGAAAGUGGAGGAAGAAAGACUUCGGAUUUUGGAGCAGGAGCUGCAGGAUAUCUCACUCAAAUUACAUGAAACAGAGUCUAAAUUACGAGACGAAUGCAAUGUCAGCCGUCAGGCUUUAGCUCUCCAAGACGAGCUUCGGCAAGAGCUUCUGGAGCUCAAGUUGCAAUCAGCAACCAUGGAAGGAGCAUCAAAUGAAGGCAAGGUAGCUGACACUAUUGCUCAGAAGAGAGCCGGCGAGCUGGAUGAGGGACUUAAGGAUAUGACUCACAAAUACGAGCUUCUAUUGCAGCGUCAGGAGAAGGAGAAAGAAACCCAUGCGAUGGAGAUUCAAACAUUCAAGGACCGCAUCCAAGAACUCAAUAAUCAGCUCAGCAUUGAUAAAGAGGCAUGGGAAAAGCAGCUAGGACAGGCAACGGAAAGGGCAACAGAGCUGGAGAACGAGCUAGCCGUUGUGAACGAAGAGUUGCAGAAUAAGGUGCUUCAACUAGAAGAAGAGCUCGAAAAUCAUGCAGCUGAACAUGAAAAUAUCACUGCGCGCGCUCGGGAGCAGGAAAGACAACUCGAGUCACACCGUACAGUUUACAAUGAUAUUUUUGUACAGCUUAAGGAACAAGAGCAAAAGACAUCUGACGCCAUACGAGAUGGACAGAAGGCGAAAGAUGACUAUGCAAAGUUACAUGAAACUCAGCUGACGUUGGAAAGAGAACAUGAGGCGCUAACCAAAGCCCAUACGGCCACGCAGAAAGCAAAAGAUGACUUGGCUGAGCAGACAGAAAUCCUUCGUAAGCAGAUAUCUGAACUAGAAACUCAACGAGAGGUGUACAAGGCCGACGUAAAUCUUCGACUUGAAGAGGCCAAGAUUAUGGUGCGGCGUGCUGAAGAGGACUGGAAAGAGAAAUCCAGGCUUUUAGAUAAUAUGGAGCGUGCAAUCAAAGAUCUUGCCAAACCCAUCCAGCAGUCACUAGUUGCGCUUGGACACACCCAAAUGCAAGUGGAGAUUACAAGCGUUGAUCAUGUACAUGAAAGAUUGCAGGAAAUUGGACGCGGCAUUCAGGAUGCUGUUAAUAAGCACAGGGCAGAUAUGCUUGGAGUACAAGAGGAUAAUGAAAUGCGCGUUGGGGAACUGAACAAGGAAUAUGAGAUGGACAAAAAGAAGCUAUACGCCACCAUCGACGAGCUUAAGAAAGCUUGUCAGGAUGCUGAGGAAGGAGCGGCUACGGUCGCUAAGGAACUAGGAUCGACUAUAGUUCGUCUCAAAGAGGAACUAGAAAAUGCUCGUACUCAGCAUCGUGCUUCAGCUAUCCCAGUACCGGUCUCAACAACGCCCACAGCUGGAUCACCAGCGCCGUCGACUUCGUCUGUCACCCUCAUGUCAUCUUUAAUGCAUACUGGUAUAGACAAUCCUGAGCAGGUACAGAAGACAAGCAUGGCCUUUAGUGUAGGUGACCGUGUCCUUUUAAGCGCCCUGGCACUUGACCUUGGAAUCCAUCUGCCUCUUGUGUCAUCGCCUGAGGACGCCAACUAUCCUAGUUCUUCUGUACUCUUGGACAAAUCUGAGAAACGCAGCAAAACUGGAAGUACCCUGGCUGUAUCUCAAACAUCGCAUACCAGCUCUUCGUCUUCCUCAGUCGCUAUAUCUUCCAGCAGUGGAUCAGGCAGAAGCUCCAGCACAACGGUCCCACUAUCCAAGGACAUACUACGGGAUUUCGACUUUUCGGAUCUUGAUGUGGCUGAAACGACUUCAUUAAUCAAAAAGAAGCUGCUUGACACAGAGCACCUUCUUAAGAGAUGGCAGCGAGAAUGUAAACACCUUAAAGAAAAAUACAAUCGUGCCGCUGCAGAAGCUCAUGAAAAGAUUGCAUUCCGCAACUUCAAAGUGGACGAUCUCACGCUGUUCCUGCCUACACGCAAUUCAGUGACGAAACCGUGGGCAGCAUUCAAUAUCAACUUUCCGCAUUACUUUUUAGACCCAUCGUCAACCAUGGUCAGUCAACUUCGAAACAGGGAGUGGAUUGUGGCAAGGAUCACGUCGAUUACAGAAGCGAUCGUUGACAAGCGGUUAGAGGUAGCGGAAGAAAACAAUGGCACAACCCCCUCAUCCUUAGCAACAACCUCUACAGCCGUUUCCUUCCACAAUCCGUUUGGACUUGCCGAUGGCGUCAAGUAUUAUCUUCUGGAGGCAACAAGCUGGAAUGGGUACCAUGGGCAUGGCAAGUCAUCAUCAUACCAUUCUGGAAGUGGACGAGAAAGCAGUAGCAAGCUUCGUCAUCACUCAUCGACAUCUGCUUUAAGUGAAUCAUCGAGCUCAUCUUCGAGGCGUGAAAAAGAACGGCUCAAUGAAGGAAAAGACAAGGAUCAUGAAAAUGAGCGUCGAAAGCACCGAGAGCGCAGCAAUGCUCACGGGGAGAAAGAUGGAUCCCAUAUUACAAGUAUUAAAGAGGAUCAUCUGAUAGAAAUCUCAUCCUCGCAGAAGCCUCGGGUUGCCAAAGAAAAACCAUAUAAAGAAUCUAUUAGCACGAGUUCCCCACUAUCCACAGCCGUGAAGGUCUCUUCUACUUCCGGUGUGAACGCUUCGAUGCUAAGUUUGCAUCAAUCUGCUAGUGAAUCAGGUCAUGGGUUGAGCGAUAGUCAAGCAACAGUUGUAACAGACAAGACAAUGGCGGGUUUUACCCAGCAGCAGACAAGGACAGGAUCCACAACGGCGUUUGGAGCAGAGUCAUCCUCUUCAAACUACUCGCCACCGACUGGUCAAUCAGGUUCCGCCGCAGGGUACCGCUCCUCUGUUGGGGCUACUGGGUCCUCGCCAAUUUCGAUCCCUUACCAAUCCGCCGCCACUAACGCCCUCAGGGCAAUUUCAAGUUCGGUUGGUAGCACAGGCUCCGGCUCUGGAUCAAUACCUUCGUUACUGGCACAUCAUCUAGCAGGGAUAGGAUCUAAUUCAGGAUCGGGAUCGGGACCAACGAUGGUGGCAAGUAGCCCACCAAGAACUAUGAUCCUGUCGUCUUCACCACAUAUUACAGGCAUAUCUACAGUAUCUGCCAUGGGUACCACUGUGAGUGUCAACAGUGGGUCGUCAACUAUGGCUCCGUCUCAUACACAGGAUGGAGGAGUACCCCCUAGUAUAGGCUCGAUUUCUGGGUCGUCUUCAUCUUCAAACGCACCAGUUCAUCCGAGUCGACUGAGUUUCUCCAGUAAUCGAGAAGAUAUUGAGCAGCUGGCAGUUUUUGCUACGGAUGAAGAACAAGAAUGGGACAGAGAACAACAGCAACAACGUGAGCAACAACAAAGGAAUGCAUUCCAUAGAACUUCAUCUUCCACAUCCACCUGGCAUGGUCAUGGUGAUCUGUAA
Lobosporangium transversale is the source of this 5463-nucleotide messenger RNA. RefSeq lists its product as hypothetical. The coding region runs from base 1 to 5463 and encodes 1820 amino acids. The transcript has 4 exons. The record is from RefSeq and is a predicted model, not a curated record. Gene Ontology annotation, molecular function: protein kinase binding; molecular adaptor activity. Gene Ontology annotation, biological process: autophagosome assembly; positive regulation of protein phosphorylation; autophagy of mitochondrion. NCBI's taxonomy places the organism in Eukaryota, Fungi, Mortierellomycota, Mortierellomycetes, Mortierellales, Mortierellaceae. Gene Ontology annotation, cellular component: extrinsic component of membrane; phagophore assembly site membrane; Atg1/ULK1 kinase complex.